Castor canadensis (American beaver) is the source of this 384-nucleotide messenger RNA. The record is from RefSeq and is a predicted model, not a curated record. Lineage: Eukaryota; Metazoa; Chordata; Mammalia; Rodentia; Castoridae.
ACAUGGCUUCCACUCCACCUGUACAUUCCAGCAGCAACACAAUCAGAAGUGGAAUUUCUCCUAACCUGAAUGUGGUUGCUAGUAGACCGACUUACCCUGGCUGUGGAAUUGGUUAUCCUGUCUCUUCUGCAUUUGCAUUCCAGAAUACCUUUGCCCAUCCAGUGUCCACCAAAAAUACUUCCCACCACUUUCAGGACCAAAGGUUCACUUUAACUUGCAGUUUACAAAACCAAGUUCAUCCCUGGGAGACACUCAGCCAGGAGCAGCUGUUAGCAUGCCUGGCUCAACUGAUAAGGAAAAUGCUGAAAAUUUGGGGCUGGAAUCCAAAUACUUGAGGAAAAGAGAAGAUAGCAUUCCGCUACGUGGACUCAGCCAGAAUCUGUU